Messenger RNA from Pseudogymnoascus verrucosus, 2235 nucleotides. RefSeq lists its product as uncharacterized. Gene Ontology annotation, biological process: regulation of DNA-templated transcription. The record is from RefSeq and is a predicted model, not a curated record. NCBI's taxonomy places the organism in Eukaryota, Fungi, Ascomycota, Leotiomycetes, Thelebolales, Thelebolaceae. Bases 209 to 2098 code for a protein of 629 amino acids. Gene Ontology annotation, molecular function: transcription cis-regulatory region binding; DNA-binding transcription factor activity, RNA polymerase II-specific; zinc ion binding. The transcript has 4 exons. Gene Ontology annotation, cellular component: nucleus.
GGUUACACUGCAUGUCAACUUCGCAUGCAUGUCAAAUCCUUACUGGCAGUUGGAUGCACAAAAGACCGCGUGUCACAACCACCGACGGCAGCUUAUAAAUUUCCACGACUCUUGUUGCACCUUAAAUGCAUCCUACCGUGUAAUAAUCUACGGGAUUCACUUACUCUCAAAUCCGCCGAGACACAACCUUGGUGGUGAGUAAGUUGUGAUGGACACCAUCCAGCCAUCUCAAGCACAGUCCGCCCCUUACGGUCAGGCCUGUCGAGAUUGCUCGAGAGCAAAGUGCAAGUGUAUAUCUCGUGCACGAAAUGAACCUUGUGAUAGGUGCCGUCGUCUCGACAAGGCCUGUGUCCCCCGAGAACGAGUCAGAACCCGCAAUGGGAAAACGAUGGGGUCGUUGAGAGCCGCGCAAGAAAAUCAGCUCGUGUCGAAAAUCGAUAGCUUGGUGUCACUGCUGACCUUUGUCCCCGAAUCCUCACCUGCAGCGGCACUACCCAAUUCAAACAGGCUCUCCAACCUGGACACCUUGGUUGAAGCCGUGACGAACCAAAUAUCCGCAGGGAACUCCCGAUCCCCCCCGUUGCAGCAUGCAUACCCAUCUCGAGAGCUGUCGAGCUCAUCUCCUCUUGCCCUUCCCUCGGGAUCCAGUGCUCGUGCGAGCUCUCACCCGUCCCUUUGGUCGAGAACAUUCCUCUCGCCUGCUCUGGAACUCAGUCCCGUUGAUGCCGCUAUCUCUAAUUCGCCUUGUUUUUCGGGCUUCCAGCCAUCUCCUAGCGAAGCAGAAGAGUACUUUCAGUUAUUCCGUACACAGUCACUGCCCUAUUUGCCAUUUAUCCAUAUUGCACAAUGCACAUCCGCUCAAGAAUUCCAGCAAGAAAAGCCCUUCCUGUUCAAGGUCAUUAUGGCCAUUGGCUCGCCCUCGACUUCUCAGAAACUGGCCCUCGGUACAGAAAUUAGAGACGCACUGGCUAGACGCAUUAUAGUUGAGAAUGAAGAUAGCGUAGAUGUCUUACUUGGACUACUUGCUUUCGUCACGUGGGGCCAUGACCAAUUCAUGGUCCCGCUCAAUUUAUCUCGUUUUACUCAAUUAGCCAUGUCACUUGUCUUCGAUCUGCGUCUUAAUAAACCACUUCCGAUUGAUCUAUAUAUGAUAUCAGCUAUCGAUACUGGGGCCUCUGAUCCAUCUCCACGGCUCCAACCAACACGAAGUUUAGAUGAGAGACGAGCAGUAUUGGCUUGUUUUCUACUGAGCUCCAAUGUGUCCUUAUACUUUGGGAAGAUAGAUGCCCUCCGAUGGACUACAUACAUGGAUGAAUGUCUGCAAGUAUUGACUGGCAGUCAAGAUUAUCCCGGAGACGAGAUGCUGGUGACACAAGUUCGACUACAGCUUCUCACAGACAUCGUCACUCGGGCUGCCGAGGGCGUCAGCUAUGGUGGCCAGUCUAGCCAGCGAAGUGGAACCCCAUCUCUUUAUCUCAAAGCCUUGCACUCUGAUUUGGCCACAAUCAAACGUAGUAUUCCUCCUAACCUUCAACAAAACGAUCUUUUGCUCGCGCACAUAUUCAACACUGAGCUCAGUAUCAAUGAGAUGGGGAUUUCAAAGACCCCUACCUCAUCCAGCAGUACAGACUUUCAGCGACUGGAACCAUUAUAUGCAUGUCUCAACUCAAUUAAGUCUUGGUUUGAUAUUUUCUUUGAGCUACCAUUAAUGGCAUACAUCGGUAUUUCCUUUCCCUUCUUCGCACAGCUUGGACAUUGUGUUGUAGCUUUAUAUAGACUGUCAACAUUGGAAGAUCCAGCAUUAGACAAAGAGCUGCUUAGACAGACUGCAGAUCUUCUUGAGAUAUUGGAUCGAAUAAUACAUAACAUACAGAGGGUGAGGGAUAUGGAUGACGAGCAUCAUAAGGGAGAUAUGUUUACCCGAACGAUCAAGAUAUUCGAAUCAAUCCGUAUACGUUGUGGUUUAAAGCUGGGUGAUAUCACAAGCUUGUCUAAUGCCGGAGAAUAUCGUUUUGGUGGUAUGAUGGAAGAUAGCUCGUUCAUGGAUGUCUCAGGUGAUGCAUGGUUAGGAGAUAUGCUGGGCUCGUGGGACUAUUGAAUAUUACCAUCUUUGCAAUCAAACUUGAAAUCAAGCGUAAAUCGAAGUACACCAUGAUAAUAAUAAUAUCAAAGACUCUGUGCAUGUUUUUGAUAUCUUGAAGAUAAAAUCUCACGUCACACCGUUCCUCAUGUGGA